CAAAAAAUCCAUAGCAUCACUACCUCCGGCAAAAAUUGGGAUGAAAAUAGGAGGAUGACCAUAAAGAGUGGCAGCGGCCAGGCCUGCGCUGCUUGCAAGUACCAACGACGGCGGUGCACGCCCGAGUGCCUCCUGGCGCCCUUCUUCCCGGCCGAUGAGCCCAAGAUGUUCCAGAACGUCCACCGCCUCUUCGGUGUGAAGAACAUCCAGAACCUCCUCAAGGAGCUCGGCCCCGACCACACCCAGAAGGCCAUCGCCAUGAAGUCCAUCAAGUACCACGCUGCCAUGCGCGACAAGUACCCUGUGUGGGGUUGCAUGUUCGAGAUCCACCAAUUAACCUACCAAAUUCAAAACGCUGAGGAAGAGCUCCAGGCCGUACUCCACCAGCUGGCAUUCUACAGACAACAGCAGCAGCAGCAACAGCAUCAACAACAACAUGAGAACCAACUGUCUUCUCACACGCCUGACGACUACAUCUCUGACCUCCAGCUCGGGAUGGGCCCGCCCGGGAACAGCCUCGAAGCCCACUCCCACUACAACAACAACAACAACAACGAGGAGGCUGCGGUGGCCGACUACAACAUCAACUACAUGGAUUUUAAAGAGAUGAACAAUGUGGUGAACUCGAUGUGCGGUUAUAGUAACAACAAUAGCAACGAGAACAACACGAAUUCGAUCCUAACGCACGCGCAUCUCAUGAUGCAACAGCCGCCUAUCUCCGCCGUGGAGCACGAGGAUUAUAACGAGAUGCAACCGUUUUUUGAUAAUAUUGAUGAUUCACAGUCUUAUAUUGGCUCCAAAGAAGUCUAUGAUCAAUCUAGUUUGAGCUUGGAAUCGGCGUUCAAGGAAUCGAGACAUGAUGUUGAGGAGAUUAAUGAGAAUGAGCUCAAGAAUGCUGCAGCAUGUUUUAGCCUUACUAGUGUCAACUAAUUCAAUUUUUUGAGCAUUCAUAGUUUCUGGAAAUACUUGGUUUUCUCGAAGAGAGACUAAUUGAUUUCUUUGGCUUAAUUUGUCAUUAUCUGUGAAUUUGAUAGUGUUUCAUUUGAUGUAUUGAUUUUUCAUGAAUCUAACUAACAUUUCUGUUUGAUUUUAAUAGGUACAGAGGUGCUAGUUGAGAGAGGUGUGGGACGCACCGAAUGGCAUUUUCUUUGA
Salvia hispanica is the source of this 1152-nucleotide messenger RNA. RefSeq lists its product as uncharacterized. The record is from RefSeq and is a predicted model, not a curated record. NCBI's taxonomy places the organism in Eukaryota, Viridiplantae, Streptophyta, Magnoliopsida, Lamiales, Lamiaceae.